AAAAAAAAUUAAUGAGCCAAGGUAAAGCUCACUUAAAAAUCGUUUUUUGGAAUUCUCGUAGUAUAAUACAACGCAAAAACGAACUACCCGAUAUUACGCGAACCAUCGACAUCUUCAUAUGUGUAGAGUCGUGGUUAAGCCCGGAAAUUCAUUUCGAAAUUCCUGGAUUUUGGUCCUUUAGAAAAGACAGGCCUAAUGGGCAACGCGGCGGCGGUAUUCUAUUUCUAGUCCGCAAGAAUUUAUUAUACACGGAAUUAAAGCAAGUUUGUAUACAAACAAACAAGGUCGAAAUCGCUGGCAUAAGAAUCACAAACAUCGAUCCUCAAAUCGAUAUAGUCGCAUGCUAUAGACCACCAGGACAUAUACUAUCUCAGACUGAAUGGAAUCUAAUCACUAACUCUAUAGACUCCACGUCAAAUUCGAUUUUAUUAGGCGAUUUCAAUGCCCAUAACAAAAAAUGGAACUGUUCAAAUACAGAUACUAACGGUACCAGAUUAGAUUAUAGCAUAGAGCUAAAAAAUCUAUUUUUACAUAACACUAAUUCAGCCACACAUAUCAAUCUAUAUAACGGUUCUAAAUCUAAUAUAGAUCUUAUUCUCUCAUCUAUCUUGAUAUCAGACAAAAUUAACACAGAAGUCGCUGAUGAAACCUAUGGGUCGGAUCAUUUCCCUAUAACGAUAGAAGUUGAUGCAAACAGAGUUUUAAAUCCGCGCAAAAACAAUUCUUCUCCCGGCCUAGACGGAAUCGACUACGAAAUACUACAAAAGCUACCCCCUAAAUUCCAAUUACUCUUGCUUGAUAUUUUUAACGAGAUGUAUAAAAAAGGUGAAUAUCCCACUGAUUGGCAACACUCCUUUGUCCACAUGAUAGACAAACCCGGCAAAAAUAGCGUAAGACCAAUUGCUUUAACUUCGUGCGUAGGUAAAGUUUUUGAAGGCUUAGUUAAAAGUAGAUUACAAUGGUGGGCAGAGCAUGAGAAUAUUCUCCCAAAAAAUCAAGCAGGUUUUCGAAAAGGGAAGUCAUGCAAUGACAAUUUAGCUUAUCUCACGUUACAAAUAGAUCAAGCUCUGGCUAACAAAAAAGAAGUCCUUGCUACCUUUUUAGACGUUUCGGAUGCCUUUAAUAAUGUCUUACCUAACGUACUAAUAAAUAGACUGCUCGAAUUAAAAUGCUCCGAGCAAGUAAUUAGAUUCGUUAAAUUCUUGACGUUCGAAAGAUUUAUUCACACUAAUAUCGAAGGAGAUAAAACGAUAAAAAUCAGCAAAGGAGUACCUCAGGGAGGUGUCUUGAGUCCACUGUUGUAUCUCUUAUACGUUUCAAACAUUAGUAACAAAAUUGAUAAAGAUACAACAGUUCUCCAAUUUGCUGACGAUCUAGUUGUUUAUACAACCACAACAUCUCGUGAAAAAGACUAA
Molecule: messenger RNA, 1415 nt
Organism: Trachymyrmex septentrionalis
Lineage: Eukaryota; Metazoa; Arthropoda; Insecta; Hymenoptera; Formicidae
Exons: 3
Coding region: 12-1415 (467 amino acids)
Molecular function (GO): catalytic activity
Source: RefSeq, a predicted model, not a curated record